GCUUCUGUUCCCGUUCCCCUUAUUACUCCAUACAAGUUGGGCUAUUUCAAUCUAUGUUUAUGCGUUGCUGUUGUACUGUUUGCUGCAUCACUUGUGGAGUUGUCCUAUUGAGAAAAGGUUACGUAAGUCCCUUAGUCCUAUUUCCAGUUAAAUUGCAAUUCGUUUUGUUUUUCGUCCCUCAACACCAUGCCAUCCUCUAUUACUCUCAGAGAGCUUCCAACGGAGGCCUUCUCAUUGCAGAAGCUACUGGUGUUUCUGACACUGCUCAAGGCUAUCCCCAAACGCCUGGCACCUUGGAAGCAAGGAAUGCUAUCCAUGGGGCUCAUGGCUACCUGCUCGAGCAAUUUAUGAAAGAUAAGGUGAAUGACCGAACGGAUGUAUACGGUGGAUCCCUUGAGAACCGUUGCCGAUUUACUUUGGAAGUUAUUGAAGCUGUUGUUAAUGAGAUAGGGACUAAUCCAGAUUUGCCAAAGAGAUUUCUGCUCAAUGCUCCUCUCAACAAGUAUAACCGGGAGACAUUUUACAUUGAUGAUCCGGUACCCCUUUCUUGAAUGAAGAAACCAAUGCUGUAGCAUGGAAGGGUAGGCUCUCCAAUUUUAAUAAGCUAUUCUUCCUUUGCUCAUUCCUAUCUGCAAUUUGCUUGGUCAGUGUAAGGAUGCUUAUAUUCACAUAUUCUUUACAUACUUCUCUGCUAACACUUUGGAACCAGUUGGGACAUCUUCUAAAUGUGAGGGCAUGCAGUAUGUAUGACUAGUAUUGUUUUAAUAAUGUCACUGGAUCCCCAUUAUG
Molecule: messenger RNA, 789 nt
Organism: Glycine soja
Lineage: Eukaryota; Viridiplantae; Streptophyta; Magnoliopsida; Fabales; Fabaceae
Product: 12-oxophytodienoate reductase 2-like
Exons: 1
Coding region: 54-551 (165 amino acids)
Molecular function (GO): FMN binding; oxidoreductase activity
Source: RefSeq, a predicted model, not a curated record